Molecule: messenger RNA, 2521 nt
Organism: Brachypodium distachyon (stiff brome)
Lineage: Eukaryota; Viridiplantae; Streptophyta; Magnoliopsida; Poales; Poaceae
Product: probable methyltransferase PMT2
Exons: 7
Coding region: 176-2038 (620 amino acids)
Cellular component (GO): trans-Golgi network; endosome; cytoplasm
Molecular function (GO): methyltransferase activity
Source: RefSeq, a predicted model, not a curated record
UGUCGGGCAAAGUGAGCUGCCCCUCGCCUUCAUUGCGCCCAAGCCGCCGAGGUCACUGACACCUGAAAGAGAAAAGCCUCCGCGAGCUUCGCCGCUGGUGAAGAACAGCUCCAAGAGACGAACUGAGGAAAUCUGGAGUGUAAACUUGCUAGCCUCAUUCCGUUUCCUGAAGCUAAUGAUAAUUCUCUUAGGUGGUGUUGGUAUGGCUCGGAGUCCAAUUGAGAACAAGACCAGAACCAUUUUAUUUGUAGUUGUAGUAUUUGGCCUUUGUUCCUUCUUCUACCUCCUUGGUGUAUGGCAACGAAGUGGUUUUGGAAGAGGGGAUAGCAUAGCAGCUGUGGUGAAUGAGCAGACCAAAUGUGUGAGACUGCCAAAUCUGAAUUUUGAGACCCACCAUAGCGCAUCUGAUCUUCCUAACUACACUGCCAGUUAUGAAGUUAAAAGUUUUGAGCCAUGUCAUGCCGAAUACACUGAUUACACUCCCUGCGAGGAGCAAAAGCGUGCAAUGACCUUCCCUAGGGAUAACAUGAUAUAUCGGGAGAGGCAUUGCCCACCUGAAAAGGAAAAGCUUUACUGUCUGAUUCCAGCACCAAAGGGUUAUGUUGCUCCUUUUCCGUGGCCGAAAAGUCGUGAUUAUGUUUUUUAUGCCAAUGUACCACACAAGAGCCUUACAGUUGAAAAGGCUAUCCAAAACUGGGUGCACUAUGAGGGCAAUGUCUUCAGGUUUCCUGGUGGUGGAACACAAUUUCCUCAAGGUGCAGACAAGUACAUAGACCACCUUGCUUCUGUUAUCCCAAUUAAUGAAGGGAAAGUGAGAACUGCACUUGACACUGGUUGCGGGGUUGCCAGCCUGGGUGCUUACCUGUUGAAGAAAAAUGUUUUGACUGUGUCAUUUGCACCAAAGGAUAAUCAUGAAUCACAAGUACAGUUUGCACUGGAGAGAGGUGUCCCUGCAUAUAUCGGUGUCCUUGGAUCAAUAAAGCUCCCAUUUCCAUCUCGAGUAUUUGACAUGGCGCAUUGCUCCAGAUGUUUAAUACCAUGGAGCGGAAGUGAUGGUAUGUACAUGAUGGAAGUCGAUAGAGUACUUAGGCCCGGUGGGUACUGGAUACUCUCAGGGCCACCGAUAGGUUGGAAGAUACACUAUAAGGGAUGGCAACGGACCAAAGAUGAUCUUCGGAAUGAGCAGAGAAAAAUAGAGCGAUUCGCAGAACUUCUCUGCUGGAAGAAGAUUUCUGAGAAGGAUGGUAUUGCCAUAUGGAGAAAGAGAUUAAAUGACAAGUCUUGCCCCAGGAAGCAAGACAAUUCAAAAGUUGGCAAAUGUGAGUUGACAAGCGACAAUGAUGUAUGGUAUAAGAAAAUGGAAGUCUGUAUAACUCCCCUUCCUGAGGUUAAAAGUGUGUCAGAGGUUGCUGGUGGUCAACUACAACCAUUUCCCCAGAGGCUCAAUGCAGUACCUCCUCGGAUAGCGUUAGGUUCUGUACCAGGGUUCUCAGUUCAAUCAUAUCAGGAGGACAAUAAACUCUGGCAGAAACAUGUUAACGGUUACAAAAAAACUAAUGACUUGCUUGAUACUGGAAGAUACCGCAACAUAAUGGACAUGAAUGCGGGUCUUGGUAGUUUUGCCGCUGUACUAGAGUCCACAAAGUUGUGGGUCAUGAAUGUCGUUCCGACCAUUGCAGAUGCUUCCACUUUAGGUGUAAUUUAUGAGCGAGGAUUAAUAGGCAUGUAUCACGACUGGUGUGAAGGGUUUUCUACUUACCCAAGGACAUAUGACCUCAUACAUGCUAAUGAUGUCUUCAGUUUAUACCAGAACAAGUGUAAGUUCGAAGAUAUACUCCUGGAAAUGGACCGGAUCUUACGUCCAGAGGGGGCAGUUAUAAUCCGUGACAAGGUUGAUGCUCUUGUAAAGGUGGAGAAAAUAGCCAACGCCAUGAGAUGGAAAACGAGAUUGGCCAACCAUGAGAGUGGGCCUCAUGUGUCUGAGAAGAUACUCUUUGCAGUUAAGCAAUACUGGGCUACCGAAAGCAAGAGCCACUAACAUGCCCAGACUAUUUUUCUCCAGUCUCCUGGAUAACUUUGUCCCUGUCAGUGGCUCAGCGCUCGAUGCAAGAACAUGCUAGAAUACAGGUUUGGAAAUUUUCACUCCAAGUAGAGCUAAAGCAAUCAAUAAACUAGAGGAGAGUAAACCAUACCGUAUGAACCGGGUAAUCUGUUUUCCUCCAGAUCAUCGGUGUGUGGUUGGUGCAAAUGGCUCAUCUUUGUUGGAACAGAUUUAGCUGUUAGCAGUUUUAGGAUCACCUCAGCUGUCCACAAGUCCAUCCUCAAGACAUGAACUGGGACUGCUCAGUUUUUUCAUGUGUUCCGGCACAGCUCUUCAGAGAAGUUUAGAUACGGUUCCUCCGGCUUCACCCAUUUUUGUUUGUGUUGUAUCUUAGAAAAUUCUUGAACCGAAGAUUGUACCUGAACAAAUAAGGUUGUUUCCGUCAAUGGCAGAGCAAGAGCAAUUGUGAGUCUUACCUAA